Messenger RNA from Lutzomyia longipalpis, 1469 nucleotides. Its product is annotated as zinc carboxypeptidase-like. Lineage: Eukaryota; Metazoa; Arthropoda; Insecta; Diptera; Psychodidae. The transcript is spliced from 3 exons. The coding region runs from base 49 to 1353 and encodes 434 amino acids. Gene Ontology annotation, biological process: proteolysis. Gene Ontology annotation, molecular function: zinc ion binding; metallocarboxypeptidase activity. The record is from RefSeq and is a predicted model, not a curated record.
AAAAGACAAUAUUCUUGAAGAAAAGUUCAUUGGGGGAUUAUAGGGAAAAUGAAUUUAUUCGGGUUUCUCUUAAUUUUAACUACGGCGGUGGUUGUUAUUCAAGCAAGUCCCUUUCGAUUUGAUAACUUUAAAGUGUACCGUGUCCCAAUAAAAGUGGAAGAACAACUAAAGGCACUCAAAGGAAUACGAACAGGUGCAAAUAGCUAUGAAUAUUUCGAGGAACCUCAAAGGACUGGACAAUCAGUUGAUAUCCUUGUACCACCGCAUCUUGAAAAGGAUUUUGAUACAAUAGCCGAAACUAAUAGGCUUCAUCGAGAGCUAAUCGUGGAAAAUUUUCAAGAACUCGUAGACAAGGAGAGACCAAAUGUAGCGAAGGAUGAUCAGGAUGAUGAAGAAUUUGGAUGGGAUGAUUACCAUAGUAUUGAUACCAUCAAUGCCUGGCUCUACUCCUUGGAAGCACUCUACGACGAAGUUACGGUAGUAAAAGGUGGAACAACCUACGAAGGACGAGAUAUUCUUGGUGUUAAUAUAAACCGAAAACCAGGACAGAAUCCUGGAAUUUUCAUUGAAUCCCAAAUCCAUGCAAAUGAAUGGAUCGCAUCUGGAUCAGCAACAUGGAUGAUUAACAAGCUCCUAACUGCUACGCCAGAGGAAACAGGAAUAAGGAAUCUUGCUGACAACAUUAAUUGGUACAUUUUCCCAUUGAUCAAUGCAGAUGGUUAUGAGUACACAAGAAAUUUUUAUCGGAUGUGGAGAAAGACGCGAUCACCCCAAGGAUUAAUUUGUAAUGGAGUCGAUCCCAACAGGAAUUGGGAUGUAUUUUGGGAAAAAGGUGGAAUCGGAUCAUCAGCUAACAUAUGCGAUGGAACUUUUGCUGGACCAGAGGCCUUUUCAGAAAUUGAAACACGAACGCUCUCAGAAUAUAUUUUGAGCCUCCAAAGUGAAUUAAACUUUUACAUUGGAUUCCAUUCUGCUGCUAAUAUGCUACUAUUUCCAUGGGGUCAUACGCCUAAUCCAUCUCCAUACUACUUCCAAUUCAUGGAAAUCGCAGAAGCAGCUGUAACUGCCUUACACGCUCGUCAUGGAACAGUUUAUACCUACGGACCAGUUUACUCCACAAUUUACCCAACUACUGGUAUUUCCGCCGAUUGGGUGCAUUACGCAUUGGGAAUUCCUGGGUUUACCUACGAAUUCAGGAAUAUGAAUACAGAAACAGGAGAAUACUACGGUGGUCUGGCACCACCUGAUCAGAUACAACCAAAUGCUGAAGAGGUUCUGGAUUCGCUGGUUGCACUUGUUGAAAAGGCUACAGAAUUGGGCUAUAUGACGGUUACAAAUCCUCAAAACAAAUAAUAAUGAAGAAGAAAGUUUUUUAUUGAAUUAAGGACGAAAUACUAAAUUUUUGCUGUGUAAUUUCUUGUAAUCCUUUUUUAUGAACCAAAAUAUACAUAAAUACUUUCCUUUUAUGA